This is a messenger RNA of Elgaria multicarinata webbii, 10475 nucleotides long. It is a transcript of the gene LIFR, whose product is annotated as LIF receptor subunit alpha. Gene Ontology annotation, cellular component: membrane; signaling receptor complex; external side of plasma membrane. The transcript has 20 exons. Bases 198 to 3506 code for a protein of 1102 amino acids. Lineage: Eukaryota; Metazoa; Chordata; Lepidosauria; Squamata; Anguidae. Gene Ontology annotation, molecular function: oncostatin-M receptor activity; cytokine binding; ciliary neurotrophic factor receptor binding. Gene Ontology annotation, biological process: positive regulation of cell population proliferation; cytokine-mediated signaling pathway. The record is from RefSeq and is a predicted model, not a curated record.
CGCAGUCUCUGGCUUCCUGUUGGGGCCGCUCAGCCUCGGCACUCGCGGCGGCGCGGAGGUCGGGGCUGGGCCGGCCCGGCCCGCCUAGCACUGCGCGAGCGAGCAUGGAGAAGAGGCCUUAGGAGAUCCUGUCGGAGUAAACGAUGAUGCUCUUUCCUGCUUAAGGUGACCAGUUCUUCGUAGUGAAUUGUAAAAGAAUGUGGAUUAACAGACUUCCCUGCUGUCUACUGGCAGUAGCACAUCUGUAUCUCCUGAACCACUUGGGCCACUGUCAGGAAACAGAUUCUUCACAUAUGCUUCAGAACUUGACAUGCAUAACACAGAAUUUUACUGAAGUUACCUGCACUUGGACUACAGCCUCAACAGCUAGCCUUGGAUAUAGUUAUAAAUUCUGUUAUGAUGUCAGCACUUCCCCCGAUGACAAAUGUUCAAUAACUGAGGGUAAAAAGGCAACAUUUCCAUUUAUCUCAUUUGACCCUAUUAGAGUAGAGAUCUCCACCUUGAAUUCAUCUGGAGAAGUGGAAAACCCAAUAACUAAAAAGUCAUUUCCGCUGACUGAGAAAGAUAUUUCACUGGUUCCUCGUGCUCCGGUGAUUCUUAGAUUGACUCCCAACUUCUUCUCUGACACAUUUGAACUGGAGUGGUAUGAUGGGGGUUCAGACUUUCCAUAUGAAAUGGAUGCCACCUGGCAAAUUCAGAUCCUGCGAAAAGACCCCAUGGAGGAAGUAGCUCUGGAGACCUAUCUUUCAAAAUUAACUGGUAAAAACACUCUCCUCCACUGGACCUGGAAGUCAGACGUGCCUUUUAAUUGCACUACACACUACGUCAGGAUUCGCUGCUUUCUUCAUGAGAAUAUGUUCACUGGGAGCAAGAAGUGGAGUGAAUGGAGUCAACUUGGGAGUAUUCCUGGACUCGACACAGGCGCUUACAAAGAAAUGUACCCUUUAGACAUAGUGGUGGAAGUCGGUUCCAAUGUGACUUUCUGCUGUGUGUGGAAGAAAGAACAAAGUUUUGAGAGCAUACAUUUUGAAAAAUGUCCUCCUCAUCACUGCUCGACUGCUGCUCUCUCUAAUUGGAGCAUGUCCAUCCAUGUGCAAAACGUUACUGGUUUAAAAAAUAACUAUAAUGCAUGGUGUAUGAUGAUGGACCCGACGGAACCCAGUGGUGAAAACUGGAGUGGAACAGUUCUGUUUGUAGACUAUCCCCCUGAUGUUCCACAAAACGUUAGCUGCGAAACAGAGGAUUUUAAGGAAAUAGUAUGCAAAUGGGAACAGGGAAGGCCCACUUUAUUGUCUGGAGACCAAAAAACAAGAUACACUUUAUUUGAACGAAUAUCUGGGGAAAAUGUUACAUAUGCAGGAGAUUCUACACAUUAUCGGUGUACUUUUCCAAUUCAGAACAAUCAGACAAUAUAUGACUUCACAGUUCAUGCCUCCAAUGUUCUUGGCCAGUCAGAAGCUUCUCUUUCAAUCGAUAUAAUGCAUAGAGUUCAUCCGCGGCCUCCUGUAGAAUUAACUGUGAGUGACAAUAGCCCAACAAAUGUCAACUUGUCUUGGAAUUUGCCUGGCAAUUUCAUGGGAUUCAAACUUCAGUGUCAAGUUCAAGUUUUGACCAGCGUACCCCAAGAAAAACUGAAAAAACUGCGGAAAGUGCAUCUGGUUGGGGCAGAAAAUGCACGUUACACGACCUCCGUGGGUACAUUGCGUCCCUACACAAAUUAUAUUUUCAAAGUUCGCUGUUCAUCUGCUGAGCCCUUCUUCUGGAAAUGGAGCAACUGGAGCGAGGGAAGACCACACACAACGCGGGAAGCCCCACCAGAGGGACAGCUAGAUGUCUGGCGAGAGAGAAGUGCUGAUGGGAAAACUGUAAUAAUCUUUUGGAAGCCACUAUCCAUUUUGGAAAGCAAUGGAGUGAUAACGGAACAUGAAGUGAAUUGUUUCCUACCAGAGAUGACCAUUAACAAGCUGGUUCCUGUACCCUCGAACAGCACCAAAAUAAAGCUUGGGGGAAAUGAUUGCGUAUUUAAGGUGUUGGCGAAAAAUAAGGCUGGCCCCUCUCGUCCAUCUUUGAUCAAUAGUGCAGAAAUCCCAGUCAAUGAUGCCCCAACAGGGAAUGGCGUCGCAACAGGUGAUGGAAUAAACGUCACUUGGCAUUCUGACCCCAGCGUGACCUGUGGCUACACGGUGCGGUGGUGUCAUGGGCCCGAGCCCUGUGACACUGUCUACUGGGAAAGGUUUCCGUCAAAUGUGACAAAUGCUGUCGUCAGAUCUGCUCUCUUUCAGCCAGGAGUCCGCUACCGUUUUUCUGUCUAUGGCUGCAAUGUCAAUGGAUAUCAGCUACUGAAAUAUAUAGAUGGCUACAUACAAGAAUUGAAUCCAAUAGUUGCACCUCUUUGUAACGUGGAGAUUGCCACCUCAGAUUCUGUCUUAAUAAAAUGGGACGACAUACCUGUCAAAGAUCUCCGGGGCUUUUUAAAAGGCUAUGUGCUUCAGUUUGGCAAGGGAGAGGAAGGCAUCGCAAAGCCAAAGGAUUUUGAGCCAGGCCACCGAGUAACAAACAUUUCGGACCCAAACCAAAAAACGUUAAAAAUCUCAAGCCUUCAAGGGAAAACCAGCUACCACCUGAAUUUGAGAAGCUACACGGCAGGAGGACUUGGGCCUGCCAGGAACUUGUAUGUGGUUACCAAGGAGAAUGCUGUGGGAUUAAUCAUUGCCAUCCUCAUCCCAGUGGCCAUUGUUGUUGCAUUGGCAGUAGUGACCAGUAUCUUUUGCUACCGGAAGAGAGAAUGGAUUAAAGAAACUUUCUAUCCUGACAUUCCAAACCCUGAGAACUGCAAAGCUUUGGAGUUUGCGAAGGAUCCAGAGGGGAAUGCUAAUUCUAAAACCUUGGAGAUGAAUCCAUGUACUCCCAAUAACAUUGAAGUUGUUGAAACACAGUCCUCAUGCCUAAAGAUUGAGGACACCGCCAUUACAUCACCGGUGGUGGAGGACCAUCCUGAAGAUGGCUUUGACUCAGAAACAGAGAGCCACAUCGUUGUCUCCUAUUGCCCACCGAUCAUCGAGGAGGAGAUCUCAAAUCCACCAGCAGAUGAAUCUGCAGGGUCUUCCCAGGUUAUUUAUAUUGACAUCCAGUCGAUGUAUCCGGAUCAGAUUAAACCGAAGGAAGAAUUAGAAGUCGACUGUGUGGCUGCAGCAGGCUACAAACCACAGAUGCAGCUGCCCGUUAAUAGUUUAAGGAAGGUGGAGGAAACCUCAUGUAUAGAAGAAGAGGACUUGGACAACGCUGCAGGCUAUAGACCUCAAGUGAAUACACCCUCCUGGAACGCAGGCGGUCCGGAUUCGCCAGGCUCCAUUGAGAGCAACAACGAAAACGCCUCCUUUGGCAGCCCUUGUUCAAUCAACUCCCGGCAGUUUUUGAUCCCUCCCAAAGAGGAUGAAGACUCUCCCAAAGCCAUUAACACAGGCUGGUCCUUCACUAACUUCUUUCACAACAAACUAAACGAUUAACGUUAGGGUGGUCGCAGUAGUCCCGGAAGUACGGGGUUGCUGGAACUUGCUUUAACAGCCUCGGAGACACUGUACCCCGGGUGUGUGUGUGUGUGUGUGGUUAUCAUUUCAUUUCAGUGAAAUUGAAUGUUAACCUUGCUUAAGUUGCAGAGGAAAUGGCAACGGUCAUUUAUAUGGAUGGCAAAGAUGCUAAUUCAGAGCACCUCAUUUAAGGAUCGGUGUUUUGGGUUAACCCUUUCUGAAGCCAAAGAACAGCAAGAGGUCUGUGUCUACCUUUCAACCGUCCGUUCUUCCCCCUGCCUGCUGCACUUUCAGUAGGGCAUAACAAUCUGUGUUUAUGACUACUUCUAUGGUUUCCUAUUUUAAAUAAGAGACUGGGAUGGAGGGUGUGUGUAUUGUUAUAAGCAUGGCCGGUUGCCUCAGACACAACCAUGUGGAUUUUUCAGAGGUAUGGGUGUAUGUAGGUGUGUCGAGAACUGGGCCCUUGUGGUUAAAUCAAGUAGUUUUUUUAAAAAACAAUUUGAAGAUUUUGGGCAUCCAAACACUACAGUAGCCAAACACUACAGUACUUCCACUGAUUUAUGUUUUUAAGGCGCUAGUCCUCAAAAUCGCUCUGUAGAGCACCCUGUUGCUUAAGGCAAUUCAUUCCCUUUUGAUGUCUGCAGGACUAAAACAGUUUGCAUGGGGGAUCUCCAGCUUAGGUAGCUUGCCAGUCACAGCCUCAGCUACGGCUGAGGAUACUGUCUAUGGUGUUCAUUUUACAAGCCUGGGUCCUAGUUUCUGUACCUACUGUAUAGAUGAAUAUGCAAUAGUUUUGACUCAGGGGUGCAAAAACAAGUGAAACACUGAUUUUGAAAUCUCAGACAGGAAUAGAUAAAUGUUUAACUUCUAGCUUUUUUUUUUUAAAGCAAUCUUAUUUUUCCAAUCUUUUUUUUUUAAAAAAAAUAAUAAUAUAAACAUAACUGCUGUAUCUCUGACCUCAAGUAAUCAUGCAAAGCUAGACACUUUCUCCCUGAGAUGCUACUAUGCUGUGGAAUAAUCUGCUUGUUGUUUCAAGGAUCAUUCAGUUAUGUGAGCCUAAACCUCCAGUCUGAAGUGGUUACAGGCGCUAGGAUAGAUACAGGUGUAGCGCCCUGAUGAACACUAGGCCUUAGUUAGAUGUAUGCGUUCCAAGAAACCUCUCCAUCCCAUCAGUGUCUGUUUCCAGGGGAAAUCUACAAGCGAGACUGCCUAGGAACAGUCUUCCAAAAAUCUUCUGCACAUGCUCCAUUUUAAAAUCACCCGGACAAACUUGGAACAGUUUUCAUCUGUAGUCUCCGUGGAAAAUCAUUAUCCAUGAGGCAAUGGCAAGCCAUGAAUACUUUUAGCUAUGAAUCGCCAUAAAUGGAGUCCCCACCGCCAUCUUUGAAUUUCCGUGCAAAUAUUUCCAGGUAUAACAAGUGGAGGGCAGGUCUUGCUUCUAUACAUAUACUCUGAAAAUCCUACAUUGAACUGUCCUUUAAAACUGUCACCGAACAUUUCAAAUAGAGACCUUUGGGAUACCAUCAGAUGGACUACAGUCUUCAAACAAAGCUAAAUCAAAUAUCUUAGGCAUUUACAAUAUAUUUCUUGCUAUUGCUAGUCUGUAAUUAAUUCCACACUACUUACAGAAGUGGCAUUUUUAGAUAUAUGUGCAUUUGAAUUGCAGCAUUAUUUCAGAUUUCCUCAUUGGCAACUGGCCCUUCAGCACUAUGGAUGUAGCAGAUUCUUUAGAAAUUAAGUUAAGAGACCAUUGGGCUAGGCCUCCUUCUACUUUGAGCUCCUGAAACCUGCAUGUUAGCUCAGCUGUGCUGGAGGUUUUCUUGUAAACUAUGGGAUGGCCCCGUGUUUUCCAGCUGCUUUCUGAGAUAUUUCAUUUAUUCUAGCUAAUGCUCAGGUUUACCAUAUUUGGAUGAUCAUUUUAAGAUAUACAGCAAACACUUGAUGGACGUUUCUAGGUUUGAUUUAUACUAUAAAUCCAGUUCAAGCCUUUGUGGGCUGGAUGGGGAACCACUACAGGCCACCUUUGGCUCAAUAUACUUCCUACCCUUAUUCAUAUACUUCAGAAAGUGGUCACAUUUUCAGAGUGCCUUUAAUGUGGGGGGUUCUUCCUUCGUUACUUGAGGUGACUGGGAAACCCACUCUCGGAUUCCAGUAUUGAUCAAUAUCCUUGUUAUCUGUUUCAGCUGAACUGUAGUCUGUUGAUCUUAUUUUCAGGGACUGUAGCUGAGUUACCUACAUUGGCUGAUGGCAACAGCAAACGUUCCUUGAAAUCUGAAGGUUGUUGUUGGUGUAUUUAAUUAGCAGUGUCCUUUAUUUUUUUAAUCUACUUUUAAUACAGUUUUUCCAGGGCUUUUUCAGGAAUUGGAUUUGGGAGAAUUCUACCACACAUUUUGGUGUUUCUGUGGUAAAAUGUGUGACGAAAUCACCAUCAAUUCACCCAGUAGGAGUCUCAAAUCAUUUUGCUGGGUGGAAAGUAACUCAUUUCUAGUUGAAGGUACUGAUUUGCAUUUCAAAGGAAGCUCUUUGAUGAAAUGCAAAUGGUACCUUCAGAGAAUUGCAGGGGGGAAAAACAUGCAACUUUCCCUGCAUUCCCCUCCCAUGGUCCUGAGGUUUCCCUGGGGCUGCUAUUUGUACAACAAAGCACUUGCACGUGAAUGGCAUUCACACAAUUAAUAUAAUAUUAAAAUGUUGCAAAAUACACCCCCAAUCCAGUUGAACUGAAUUAGGGUGACCAUAUGGAAAGGAGGACAGGGCUCCUAUAUCUUUAGCAGUUGCAUAGAAAAGGGAAUUUCAGCAGGUGUCAUCUGUAUGCAUGCAGCACCUGGUGAGAUUCCCUCUUCAUCACAAUAGUUCAAGCUACAGGUGCCCUGUCUUCUUUUGUAUCUGGUCAAGAGAGCAGGGCUCCUGCAGCUUUAACUGUUGUGAUGAAGAGGGAAUUUCACCAGGUGCUAUGUGCAUACAAAUGGCCCCUGCUGAAAUUCCCUUUUCAAUACAACUGUUAAAGGUAAAGGAGCCCUGUCCUCCUUUCCAUAUGGUCACCCUAACUCAAUCCUUGACCAACUUAUCCAAUUCAAUUGAAGUCAAUACAAAAACAGUGCCUACAGGACUACUUUGGGGCACAGUACAAGUAUUCUUUGAACUAGUUUGUGAAAUAUUGGGGAGGGGGGGGAUUAAAAUGUUCCUCUAGUCUUCCAUGCCAAGUUUUUAUUCUUUUUGAGGUGCUAUUUAACUUUGGUAAUCAGCAUCAAUAGAAAUCCUGAAGCCUUGGUCUAUGCUUCAUGCAAGGCCUUAAUUCUCUUGCCUUCUGUCCUUAAAAGUUCUCUAGUUUCUGAAGAAUGUGUUAGAUAGCAAAACCAAACCAAAACCAAACCAAAGGACUGAAUUGGAAUACUUGUUUUUUCUAGAGCACUUCUGAGAAGCAUAUUUCUAUAUAAUCUGCUGCACUUAUUUCAGGGGGUAGGGGCAAUUGUAUUCCGAAAUUCCUUUUGUUAACUCUUUAAACUUUUUAAAUAUAAUACAGAAUACCAUUCAGUAAAAUUCUAGAGCUUCUAUUGGCUUUUUAGUAUGUUUGUUUUUGAGCCAUAUGUCUUAUAGGGGUUUUGUUUUUUGUUUUUGGUUAAGAAUUUACUUUGAAUGGCACUAUGAGAAAACCAUAUCUUUGUUACUUUGUGUUGACUAAUGGGGAGGGAAGGGACUGUGAAUCCAGUUUGGGAUAGUUGUUGUUUGAAAUGGCAUUUUUGAAGUGUUUAGGAUGUACAUUUUUAGUAACCUGCAUAUGAUAUACCUCACAAAAAUGAUUUUAUCAGAUGUAGUAAGCUAUAAUUUUGAAAACAACGUUGUGUGCUUUCACCCCCCACAGAUUGCUUUCUUCCCUUUUAUGUAACCAUCUUGGGUUCAUUUUGCAAUGUGGCACAAUCCAUUUGCCUCUCAGUUCUGGGCAACCGUGAACUGGGCAACAGCGGAGACUAUUCAAGAGAGGUGGGGCAGUACAUUCCGCCACUUAACACUUGCAAAACUUUUGGGCUGCCCUUACUACUGUAAGCAGGAGGGGCUACACCAAUGUGCAUUAUACCUCUGAUUGUUUAUUAUUGCCUACUAUUUUUAGAGUGUACCAUCAGAAGUUGCCCAAGAGUAUUUCUGGCCUGGAUGUCAACAUUCAUGGAAACUUCAGCCCAUUACUGGUUUCUGCCUCCCAACAGGGUAGAGAAGAGGCACUGUAGGGCAUCCACACAAGCUGUUCAUUUACUUGGCAGACAUCUAGGCGUUCACUAGCUGGGAGGAAGUGUUUGGAAAAAGGCUUGUCUGCCUGUCUUUCUCUUAGGGCAUGUCUAGACCUCCUGGUGUUCCGGGAGGGAGCGGGGAGGAUCUCGUGAUUUUCUGAUCAUGAGAUCCUCCUCCUCAGUCCACACACAGCUGCAUCAUGCCUGUUGUGGCAGCCAUUUUUUAAAAAAAAACAGCUGGAGUGCAUGAGCGCUCCAGUGAAAAUAAAAAGGUAAAUAAAGAACAACCCGCUCCCCUCCGCACUCCUGAUGGGCACGGAGUGCUAGAAGAGCUCCAUGCUUUGUGCCUGGUUCCCAGUUCCUGGCGUUUACUCGUGAGGAGCAGGGACAAAACCGGGAUAGCUGCCCACAACUCCUGCAGUCUCGGGACAAUCCCGAGACUGCGGGAACAGUCUGGGAUUAAAGCUGUCCCAGUUAUCCCGGGGAAAUGCAGGGAUCUUCCCUCCCUGCCCCCGGGAUCCCCUGUGCGUCAUGUCGAUCCCCAGGAGAACAACUGUUGUAGACAUGCCCCUAGAUGCUUUCUGUACUUGGCUACUAAAGAUGGCUACUAAAAUGCUACACAAAAAGAUGUGGAAGCUGCCAUAGAGUUGCAUGCAGAUUAUUUUGCAACUCAUCUCUUAGAGCAGAGUUGGGCAACUUGUGGCCCUCCAGAUGUUUUGGCCUACAACUCCCAUCAGCGCUAGCCAACAUAGCCAAUGAUGAGGAAGUUGUAAGCUUAAAACAUCCAGAGGACUACACGUUGCUCACCUGUCUUAGAGGUUUCUCCUGUAUGGAAAUGAAGAAGGAAAGGGGAAAUAGGAAAGAGGUAACUUCCGCUCUUUCAGAAAAGCCCUACUGAAAAAGUUGAUUUCCCCAGAAGUACUCUGCUGGGCAGUAUCCGUUCAGCUCAGUAGGGCUUGUUAUAUAUUGCACUCAAGAUUUAAUGUAAACAUGUCUCUUUAGCGCUUUGGGCCACUAAAGGUCAUGAGUUGUGUCCAUAGAUUUCAAUUACAUUGUGAACCAUGGGGUCGCUGUGUUUCAACACUUGCUGUUUAGAUUGUGCUUGUGGGGUGGAUUAGCUCGUCAUUGGCGUGUUCAGAUGUAGAAGUAUAAAAACAAACCCUUAAAAGGGGAACAAAUUUCAGAGCACUUAUAAGAGUGGUUUUCAAACUAUGGUUCCUCAAGUUAAAAUAUCAGCUAUUGUGGUGGGCAAGGUUCCCUGAAGAUCCGCUAUUGAUAUUCCUGGCAAUGGCUGUGCUCCCAAUUCACAUGGGGUGAUACCAAACAGGGAUAUGCUCUGAGCGAACUGAGAACAACCCUGGCCAUUAAAAUAUGCCACAGGAUUGUCUACAAGGCUCACAGGGGUUCCUCGGCAGAUCUGUCAAUGUGGAACGCGUUUGCUAAUGGGUCGGCCAUUUGCAAGCCACUGCCUUGCACCAAUGUCAGUGGCACUACAGCACUGUGAAUGGGUUGUGAAUUGACCACUCUAAGCAUAGGGAGAUUUUUGAAAUUCUCUCUUGAUGCUUUUCCCUGUGGCUGUGUGGCCUCCUUGAGGGCUUCCAUGGUGAAUGUGAAAUCUCCUGCAGUGAGAUGAAGCAGAGACUCGAAAGACAUCGGGUGGGGAGUUAGGGUGGGAGCAGAAAUGGGAUGGGGGUGGGAUUUUUGAAGAUCACUGUAAGUACAGAAUUGUUACUUGUAUAAUACAUGUUUUAUAUAGCUCAGUAAAUUCUGAUUGUUUUAUUAAGAAUGUAAAUAGCACAUUAAAUAUAUGCAAUGGAUGUGAAGUUAAUCUCUAUGCUUUUCGAAAUAUUAAAUGAUAUUAUAAUACUGAACAGACUGGAAAACUCAAAGUUGCCUAUGUUUUGUUGUUGUUGUUAUUAUUACUCUGCAACCAAUUUGACCAUACCUAGCCUUGCUUCCUAUCUGUGUAAAUUGGGCUGCUAUACUUGGCGAUUUGCUGCCAGAUGGCUCAGGUAUAAUUUUGUCUCCUAAGCAAACCUAUAUCAUGUAUACAAACGAAUGUACUCUUUAUUCUACUGUGUAUAUUUCAAUCUCGGAGAUGUCUUUUUGAAACUAUUUUCAAUCUCACUCUGUGCCCUCAGAGAUUGGUAACUCAUUACUGUCUUGUACCCCAAGAACAGAAGGGCAUGCCCAAUUGCGAAUUUCAGGAGCUCCCAGCUGAGUACUUUAGUGCAAAAUUAGUACUGUGGGUAUGCAUGACACCCAGACUUUCACUGACAUACAGGCAAUCCAAUAACAUGUUCCGUGCCUCCUGCUAAAGAGGAGAUUGGUGCUUGUUUCUGUGCUAAAUAUCUUCAGUAUGUGUGCACAGGGCAUCUAUGCAUAGGGUCAGUGUAUUUUGUAACCAUCAAUAUGAGACAACCAGACAUUUAGCAACUAUGUAUUUCCUGGUAAAAUCACUUAAGUAGGCACCUAGAGUGGAGGAUAAUAUUGGGGAAACACAAUUGGGAGGAGGGAGUAGCGAACUGUAUAAGUGAUAUAGUACUAAAAUACGAAAUUUAGCAUGAACAGAAAGCCAGUUUGCCUGUCUAUUUGUAUGGCAAUGUACUGCUUAUCCCUGUAAUUUGCAUGUAUCAUUAUAAUUAUUAUUUGGCUAGAAUAUUGUCAUGGAGUUUAAUAAAUGUAUUUUCUUACACAGCCUGCAGAAGAUUAUAUCUACUUUUCCUCA